UGAGAUAACUCGCUCUCGGGUCCGCUUUGGAGUAAAGGUUCUUGAGUAGGUGAUAUCUUAGAGGAUCUGCGCAUGGUUUCUGUCCUUCUGAAAGCUUCUACCUUCCCGGGGUGGGUGAAAUGAAGCGUCCCACAAAGUGGAAAUUACAAAGAUUAUAAUUUUCCUUAAAUCCUGCCGUCUUUAGUUCAUGUGGCGGCAGGUUUUCGGCUGAAUCACAAGUCUCUGUCGCUAUUGACUUGACUCUAACAGACCUCUGAAAUCAAAAGAACCAGAUGGAGAGGCUGAAGAUGAUGACACAACCAUUGACGUAGAGCUGGAAAAUGUGAGACCACGACCGCAAGGAUCGUCACCGGUUUAUGAAUAUGCUGUAAAUGAAUACUACAUGGACCCAGAGGACAGUUCGAUGAAUGCAGACUCUGAGUAUUCAGGCAGAGUAAGAAAGACGUCUUUCAUACGAACAUCACAUCCGUUCACAGAAAUGAGUGAGUCGGAGGAACCGAUGGAGGUUACGUUAGAUACCGAGGCGGAAACAUGCGCCAGCAACUUUACCAUAGCUGGUGGUGGACAAGAGGGAAUAAUUGUGUCGCAAGUCUUAAAGGAAUCUUCACAUUCCAAUAUAUUUUGCGUAAAAGAAGGUGAUCAGCUUUUAAGUGCUACAAUUUAUUUUGACGAUAUCACAUAUGAAGAUGCCCUUAAGAUAUUGCAGCAUUCUGAGCCGUACAGAGUGCAGUUCCAACUGAAACGCAAACUUGGGAAGGAAGAAAGAGAGAGACUGCACUCUUUUAUAGAACUCAAGCAAGAGAAAACACCCAAGGGCGAAAAUGUGGCUACUGGGACUGGAAAAAUGGAAAGUGCCCAAACCGUAAGAAAAAGGGAGAACAAAAAGAAGCGGUCAAAGAAAGACAGGCUGUCUUGGCCAAAAUUUCAGUCCAUUACCAAUACCAGGUUCCUGGGACACAGAAGGUCUCUCAGUACUUCUGAGACAAAUGAAGAAGAAAUCCCAGAUACUUCUUCAAAGGCAACAGAGGAUUACACAGAGGAAGAUGACAUCUUUAUUACUCAAAAGCAAGACAAGAGGUACGACAGGGAAUUUCCUAAAGCAGAACUCCAUGGUGGAAAAAACGCAGCUGCCGAAUCAAUGGCAGACCUAAAAACUAAAAAGACUACAGAACCAUACAGGAGAAUAAAAGAGAAAAGAAGCUUAGACAGCAGUAUAAGUGUUAAGGUGGAUCGCCAUGAUAUCCCUAAAGCCCAGAUAAAGAAAGGUUUGUCGUUGCAUUCAUCAAUUCUGUCUGACAAAGAAGCCAAAACUAUAGAAUGGCCAGAUGGUCAAAUGAAAGAAAAGUUGCCUGAUGUUGAGGUUAUAAUUGUAAAGGAAAAGAACCUACCGUCGCCAUGCAAGGUGUCGCCAAUAUCCAAAAGAGAUCUUUCCACCGGCUCACGUCACCUUGGGACCACAAUAUCUGAAACACUGAAGACAGAGAUGACGAAAACUGAAAUCAAGAUUCAGCAAUUACCGCAACAUUUUGAAAUGGUUGACCAUGACCAAGUUCAGGUGAGAGAUGAUAUUACACGCCUUGCAAAGAAUGCCAAAGGGAAAAUGGAAAAGAAGAAACUGGAACAAUCAAAGCUGGAAAGUGGUCCUAUAACGCAAAAGAGUCAAGUAUCAAGUCCCUCUGAUCAACCAACACAGGCCAUUCCAAUGGAUCCCAUGAGCAAAAGUCAUGUAAGUAAAAGCGAGGAGGUGGGUAUUCAUGUGAGAGAAACCAGGAUUCCUGACCAUGUCAAUGUAAGUACACACAGCAUACCUUUGAAAGAAAGUGACACAAGUGAGGAUCUACUUCUACUACAAAGUGAACUAUCAGACCUAGACAGGCCGACAGAAAUCGGUAGUAGAAACGUUGACUUGAAAAGCGACUUUUCUGUUGACUCUAAAGACUAUGAGUGGAAAUUACAAAUACCUGUGUUUCAGUCUCCCAAAUUCGUCACUUUCCAACAGGAAGAAGUGAUUACUGAAUCAGCAGAGCCUUUAGCUGAGGAACAAAAUUCAAGUCAACAACCAGAAAUUCCUGGUUGGAAAUUUCAAAUGCCAAUUAUCAAAAUGCCCAAAUUACCCAAACUGCACAGAAAACUACUCCGGUCUGAAGACGCUGACACUGCUGGUACUGAUGCUGUAAAUGAUGAUGAUGAUAAAAAAACUGACAGAACUAGUUCACAGAAAGAAGACUUCGGUAAAAUCAUAAACUUGGAUGCUCCUUUAUUACUAGGGGGUGUAGACGUAGAUCAGCCUCUAGAUAAAAGGUCUACGAAAGUUGAAAUCAGAAAAUCUGGCAUGGAAACAUUUAUUCCUGAGGUCCAUGCGCCAAGUGCAAAAGUAAAAACAAUUACUGGAUAUAAAUUACUGCCUUCGGAUGACAGUCAAGCCCUAGUUUCUAAAGCUGAUCCUUUUUUAGCAGACAUAGGUACAAUAUCUACCUCAAGCGUUCUUGUGACAGAUAGGAAACAACGAAGCUUAGACAAAGAGGAUGCUCAACCCAAGGUUGACUUUGUUGAUUUAGUAAUGAAAACAGAAACCGUACCUGUUCCACAUGGACCUUCAGUCUCUGGGUUAAAAGGAGAUGGGGGAAAUUUGGUUGUUGAGAUUAAUAUGCCUGGCUAUCGUCUAGAUGCUACACCAGAAGUCGGUCCAUCAACUACCGACUUUGUGCUCUCGGAGAAGUCAGUAGCUGAUGGACACGGCAGAGACUUUGAAAUUCCAAGUGAUGAUGCUGGCCGCAAGGAAAGUAUACGAAAAAUGCCAAAAUUUAAAAUGCCUUCUUUUGGUUUGUUUGGAAGAAAAGUUACAGAGAGUAGUGAGGAAGAGACAGGGGUAAAACAUGUGGAGGAACAAACCAGCAAAAAGCCCAGUGAGAGUAAAGAUAAUGAUUUGCUUCAAGAGACAGAAAAGGGCACAGAUAAAAAAAAUAAAAUCAAACUGCCGAAGGUUGGAGUAUCCCUUCCUAAACUAAGGGGGCAUAGAGGCCAGUACACUGUAUCUAAAUCUGAACAUUACAUAUCUGGUGAUGAAUUUCCCGAUGGUGAAAGUGAAGGCACCAUCAAACAGGACCAAGAGGAUCAAGAAAUUAAGCCAACUAUUAAAAGUUUAGAUAAAGAAACUGACUUUCAAAUUUCAGAAAAAGAAUGCAUUGUUGGCGGUCAAAUUGCUGAUCCUAUAGGUACUGCGGCAUUCCCCGAGUUUUCCAUGUCCAAAUUUGGUUUGGUAACGUUAGGAAAACAUAAGGAUUAUUCAUUAGAAGGACCAAAGCAAACACAUGAUAUGCAGGUAUCAGAAACAGCGGUAGAUGACAAAGACAACUUUGAAGUUCCAACUGAGAAUAUUCCUGAAGAUGUAGGACAGGACGUAACUUCGGAUUGGAAUGUGGAAAUGUUACAAGUGCAAAUGUCUGUCAUGAGGAUAUCUGAUGAGAUUGCCCGAAAAUCCCAAAUGCCGACUGCAGAUAAGCUUAUUGACAAUACUGUUACACAAACUACAUUAUCUAAUAAAAUCCAAGAAGACACUGGAGAAAUAACGGUUAAUUUUCCUCAUUUCCUAAUGCCUAAGAUAUGUGCCAUAAUAUCUAACCAGGAAGAGGAAAGCACAGAGGAGUAUGAUAGAAGAACCUCAACCGAUGUGUCCUUCAGGAAUGUGACAGAAGCUCUGGAAGCGGCACAAACAACAAGUUAUGCCUCAACAGGGGGCAAUGACACAGAUAUAUGUGACAUAGCAAAAGAUCCCUCUAUGGGUAGGAAAGAAAAUGUUGUGCCAAUUGAACUACCAGUGUUUUAUAAAGCAGACCAAAAAAUUGACAAUGAUAUUCCAUUUGUAGAUUCUUCGCUUUCGCAGACAAUUAUAAAUGAUGAACAAAAAGAGUCAGAACACAAAACAGAUAUACCCCAAGAGGCAAGUGACAUAGAAAGGCAUGGCAGUCCCUUUAAACUUCCAUCCUUAAGGUUACCUUCAUUUGGUUUACCUGGACUAAAGUCUAAAUCAAGUAAUCUCAUUGAGAAAACAAAGGCAGAAAGUGAUCAGGCAGCAAUUCAUGGUGCAGAGGAUGGCACGGAAGUGGCAAAAUGCAAAAAGAAAAUAAAAAUACCAAAGAGUAAGAAGAAAAAUAAAAUGGGCGAACAAGUGGAAGAAACGCAAAUUCCCCAAAUAAAAAGUGGUGAAUUAUAUGUAACUACAGAUAAAGAAGACCACUGCGCGUUAAUAAAGCAGGAUAGUUCAUCUGGUGCUGAUGAGAAUGUGGAUAUCACCACGAUCACUGAAAAGACAAGAUUUAGAAUAAAAAAGCAGCUACCAAAGGUUAAAAUACCAAAAGUAGAAUUAAUCAAAUCACUCAGUACUGAUACACAAGCUUUUCAUGCAAUACCCGAAAGUGAAACAAACGAGAGUGUCGAUGGUCUAGAUAUCCGGCUCGAUUCUAUAGCUCCCACAGUUUCUAUCCGUGAUGUUAAAGAUGAAGAAAAGUUGCAAACUAAAUUUAUAACAUUUGAUGUUCGGGAAUCUGACAUUGAUUUAGAUCAUUUAGACAGAACAGUCAGAUCAGACAUAGAUAUCGGAGACGAUAGCACUGAAGAUGUUAAGUCACCAGAGGACGAUACUUCGGUAUCCCACCUAUUGAUGGGGAUUACAGGCGCUAGAACUGGCACAGAAACAUCAAUGAUGAAAGAAAUAACAGAAUCAGAAUGGAAAUUUAAAAUACCAGCUGAGAAGUUGCCUUCAGAUAUUGGAUUUCAAGCUGAUAUCAUGAGUUCCGAAGUUAAGGAAAGCCAUACGGAAAAAAUAUCUCCAAAAAGUAUUAAACCAAACAAAGAAAGUAAAACUCAGGAUGAAAAUUUAGACAAGAAAAAGAUGUUUAAAAUUCCAUCGUUUAGUCUACAUAAAACCAAAAAGGAACAAUCAGUCGCCUCUGAUCAGACAUGGGAAACCAGGCAUGAGCAAAAACUCUUGGAGAUGGAUGGACAGUAUCCAGAUAAUAGCAUAGAACCUGGAAUAAAGCUAAAGAAAUCUAAAAAUAGGAAAAACAAGGAACGGGUAAAAAUGGAAGAACACGAUUUGAAAACAAGAGGCAUGAAGUAUCCUGAUAUAAGCGCUGAACAUGUGAGCAAAGAUGAUAUAGAUGUUGAAAAUCAAAUUGAUUCAACUGAAAGUAUCAAGGAAGAGAAGUCGAGCACCAGGAGGAGCUAUAAAGUAAAAUUACCAAAAUUGGAAAUUUCUACAUCUUUUGGUAAAAAGAUUAAUACAAAAGAAUCUGAUCUUAUAUUGCUAGAAAGUGACGUAACUGCUAAAAGUGCAGAAGACAACCAGGAAGCUGAAAUAAACACGUUUACUAAGACUGCAGGACAAGACGUUUCAGGUUUUCCAACAAACAUCCAAGAUGUGUCACCAGAAAUAGAAGAAGCAGCAACAGACGUAUAUGAAACUUAUUCUAUGGAAGAAAAGGUACAAAGUACAGAAGGAAGUGAAAGGUCAGGGUGGGAAGUGUCAUUCCCUUCAUUUAAAAUACCAUUUGUAAGCAAAUCUGAAAUUGAGGCAGAGAUCGACGGCGGUGACACUCAACCAGAAAAUGAAUUGGUAAUUUCAAAAGAGGUGACUGAAAGGAUAACUGACCUUAAAAAAGAAGAUCUGACAGUAUUACAUGCAAAGGAUAUUGGUGAAGAAGAAAAGGAGUCCAGUGGACGGAAAAUACAAUUCCCAGCACUGAGAAUGCCACAAUUUAGCAAAUCGGAAACUAAAGCAGACGCAGCGGAUACCGUUGAAUCUAUAGAUGUGUCUCCCCCAAAAGGAGAAGUAGUAACUGAUAAAAAGGAGACAACAAUUUCAAAAGCACCAACUGUGAUCACUUCAUCUGAAAUGACUUCAACUAAACCAGAGGAAAGUAGAGAAAUAGAAGAAAUGAAGCCAGACGAGUCAUCUGUGGAUGCAGACAUAGCAGAAGAAGCAAAAGAAUCUUCGGGGUGGAAAAUACAGCUACCCUCUAUAAAAAUACCAUUCUUUACCAAACCUGAUGAAUCUGACAUCUCACUUGUUAAGGAUCAGGGAGUGAUAUCCAAAGAAGAUGUUAAGGUUGAGGAGAAAGUGAUAAAGACAGAGACUGUAUCUGUGGAGAAAACCCACAAGCCGGAAGCUGAGAAAGAGGAAUUUACAAUUUCACUACGUCCAACAUCAACUUUAAUUCAAACAACCACCAAAACUGCAACCAGCAUGUCCAUUGAGGAAGAAGGUGGUGAUGGACAUGAUGAAGCAAUUGAGAUACAAGAAGAAAGGCAAGAGCUGAUAGGAGACGAAACAGGCGCCACAUACGCGGUCAUUGUUACACCUAAAGAAGAAUUUGUACAAGGAAAGGGUAAAGGGAAAAGACACAGGAAAAGGAUUACAAAGAUAGAAAAAACAGUGACAAGAGUUUUAAGUCCAGAAGAGGAAGCAAAACCAUCCUCAGAGACACCGGAUACAUCAACGUCUGAAACAAAAAGGGGAGUUGAGAUUGUUGAAGAAAAAAUUCCAACACCCCUGAUUGAAGUGGAAGUUCUACCUGAAAAACAAGAGACAGAAAUUGGAAAAGAGGUGAUUGAAACAAGUCAAUUGGAAUCUGCUGAACAACUAUCCCAUCAACAGAGUGAAACAACAGAAACUACACCAGAAAUUUCCACUGUGGAAGGCGAGGUACAAAGAGCAGAAGGAGAAGAACCAUCAGGGUGGAAAGUGUCAUUCCCUUCUUUUAAAAUACCAUUCCUCAGCACAUCUGACAUAAAGACAGAAAUCGAUGACGAUGACUCCCAAGAAAUAAUCGCUCAACCAGAAAGUGAAUUAACAAUUUCAAAAGAGCUGACUGAAAAGAUACCUGACCUAAAAAAAGAAGAUGCAAAGGUACUGCAUGAAAAGGAUACUGAUGAGGAAGAAAAGGAAUCCAUUGAACAGAAAAUACAAUUCCCAACACUCAGAAUGCCACAAUUUAGCAAAUCUGAAUAUAAAGCGGAGGCAGCUGAUACCAUUGAAUCCCAAGAUGUGUCUCCCACAAAAGAAGUAGUAACUGAUAUAAAGGAGACAGACAUUUUAACUGCAAUCACAUCAUCUGAGAUGUUUUCAACUAAACCAGAGGAAAGUAGAGAAAUAGCAGAAAAGAAAACAGACGAGUCAUCUAUGGAUGCAGACAUCACAGAAGAAACAAAAGAAUCUUCAGGGUGGAAAAUACAGUUACCCUCUAUAAAAAUACCAAUCUUUGCCAAACCUGAAGAAGCUGAUAUCUGCCUUGUUAAGGAUCAGGGAGUGAUAUCCAAAGAAGAUGUUAAAGGAGAGGAGAAAGUGGUAAAGACAGAGACUGUAUCUGUGGAAAAACCCCACCAGACAGAAGCUGAGAAAGAGGAAUUUACAAUUUCACUACGUCCAACAUCAACUUUUAUUCAAACAACCACCAAAACUACAACCAGCGUGUCUGUUGAGGAAGAAGGUGGUGAUGGACAGAAUGAAGAAAUUGAGAUACAAGAAGAAAGCCAAGAGCUGACAGGAGAUGAAACAGGAACGGUAUACGAAGUCAUUGUUACACCUACUAAAGAAUUUGUACAAGGAAUGAGUAAAGUGAAAAGACACCGGAAGAAGAUUACAAAGAUAGAAAAAACAGUUACGAGAGUUUUAAGCCCAGAAGAAGAAGCAAAACCAUCCUCAGAGAAACCGGAUUCAUCAACGUCUGAAAUGAAAAUGGAAGUAAGGAUUCUUGAUGAAAAAAUUGCAACACCCCAGAUUGAUGUGGAAGAUCUACCUGAAAAACAAGAGACAGAAAUUGUAAAAGAGGUGAUCAAAACAAGUCAAUUAGAAGCUGCUUCACAACUAUCCCAUCAACAGAGUGAAAUAACAGAAGCAAUAAUGGAAAUUUCCACUGUAGAAGGCGAGGUACAAAGAGCAGAAAGAGAAGAACCGACAGGGUGGAAAGUUUCAUUCCCUUCAUUUAAAAUACCAUUCCUCAGCACAUCUGAAGACAAGACAGAAAUUGAUGCCGGUGACUCCCAUGAAAUAAUCACUCAAACAGAAAGUGAAUUAAUAAUUUCAAAAGAGCUGACUGAAAAGAUAACUGAAGAUGCAACAGUAUUACAUGUACGUGAUAUUGACGAGGAAGAAAAGGAGUUCGUUGGACAGCAAAUAAAAUUCCCAACACUCAGGAUGCUACAAUUUAGAAAAUCUGUAACUAAAGAGGAGGCAGCCGAUACCACAGAAUCCCAAGAAGUUUCACCCCCAAAAGAAGUAGUAGUAACCGAUAAAAACCAGACAGAAAUGUCAACAGUACCAACUGCAAUCACUUCAUCUGAGAUGUCUUCAACUAAACCAGACGAAAGUAGAGAGAGGAAACCAGACGAGCCACCUGUGGAUGCAGACAUAGCAGAGUGGAAAAUACAGUUGCCCUCUAUAAAAAUACCAUUCUUUACCAAACCUGAUGAAGUUGACACCAACCUUGUUAAGGAUCGGGGAGUGAUAUCCAAAGAAGAUGUUGAGGAGAAAGUGAUAAAGACAGAGAAUGUAUCAGUGGAGAAAACCCACAAGUCGGAAGCUGAGAAAGAGGAAUUUACAAUUUCACUACGUCCAACAUCUACUUUUAUUCAAACAACCACCAAAACUACAACCAGCGAGUCUGUUGAGGAAGAAGGUGGUGAUGGACAGGAUGAAACAAUUGAGAUACAAGAAGAAAACCAAGAGCUGACAGGAGAUGAAACAGGAACGGUAUAUGAAGUCAUUGUUACACCUACUGAAGAAUUUGUAAAUGGAAAGAGCAAAGUGAAAAGACACCGGAAGAAGAUUACAAAGAUAGAAAAAACAGUUACAAGAGUUUUAAGCCCAGAGGAAGAAGAAACCCCAUCCUCAGAAAAACCGGAUACAUCAACGUCUGAAACGAAAAUAGAAGUUGAGAUUGUUGACGAAAAAUUUCCAACAUCCCUGAUUGAAGUGAAAGUUCUAUCUGAAAAACAAAAGAAUGAAAAAGAGGUAAUUGAAACAAGACAAUUGGAAGCUGCUGAACAACUAUCCUAUCAACAGAGUGAAACAAUAGAAGCCACACCGGAAAUUACCAUCGUGGAGGGAAAAGUACAAACCGCACAAGAAGAAGAACCAUCGGGGUGGAAAGUGUCAUUCCCUUCAUUUAAAAUACCAUUCCUCAGCACAUCUGACGUAAAGACUGAAACUGAUGACGGUGACUCCCAAGUAAUAAUUACUCAACCAGAACAUGAAUUAAUAAUAUCAAAAGAGGUGACUGAAAAGAUAACUGACCUCAAAAAAGAAGAUGCAACACUAUUGUAUGAAAAUGAUGAUAUUAAGGAAGAACAAGAGUGCAUUGGGCCAACUUCAAUCACAUCAUCUGAGAUGUCUUUAACUAAUCCAGAGGAAAGUAGAGAAAUAGAAGAAAUUAAACCAGACGAGUCAUCAGUGGAUGCAGACAUAGAAGAAGCAAAAGAAUCUUUAGGGUGGAAAAUACAGUUACCCUCUAUAAAAAUACCAUUCUUUGCCAAACCUGAUGAACUGGAUAUUUCCCUUGUUACGGAUCAGGUAGUGGUAUCCGAAGAAGAUGUUAAGAUUGAAGCUACAGUUAUAGAGACAGAGACUGUAUCAGUAGAAAAACCCCGGAAGCCAGAAGCUCAGAAUGAGGAAUUUACAAUUUCACUACGUCCAACAACUACUUUUAUUCAAACAACCACCAAAACUACAACCAGCGUGUCUGUUGAGGAAGAAGGUGGUGAUAGACAGGAUGAAGCAAUUGAGAUACAAGAAGAAAGGCAAGAGCUUUCAGAAAACAAAACAGGAACCAUAUACGGAGUCAUUGUUAUGCCUACAGAAGAAUUUGAACAAAAAAAAGAGAAAAGACACAGAAAGAAGAUUACAAAGACAGAAAAAACAGUUUCAAGAGUUUUAAGCCCAUCCUCAGAGACACAGGUCACAUCACCAUUUGAAACGAAAAUGGAGGUUGACAUUGUUUUCGAAAAUCUUCCACCACCCCAGACUGAAGUGGAAGUUUUAUCUGAAAAACAAGAGAUGGAAAUUGUAAAAGUGGUAAUUAAAUCAAGUCAAUUGGAAUCUGCUGCACAACUAUCCCAUCAACAGAGUGAAACAACAGAAGCAACAAUGGAAAUUUCCCACGUGAAAGGCAAGGAACAAAAAGCAGAAGAAGAACCAUCAGGGUGGAAAGUCUCAUUCCCUUCAAUUAAAAUACCAUUCCUCAGCACAUCUGAAGUAAAAGCAGAAAUCGAUGACGGUGACUCCCAAGAAAUAAUCACUCAACCUGACACUGAAUUCACAAUUUUAAAACAGGUGACUGAAAAGAUAAUUGACUUCAAAAAAGAAGAUCUGACAGUUUUGCAUGAAAAGAAUAUUGGGGAGGAAGAAAGAGAGUCCAUUGGACAGCAAAUACAAUUCCCAGCCUUCAGAAUGCCACAAUUUAGCAAAUCCGAAACUAAAGCGGAGGCAGCAGAUAUCACUGAAUCCCAAGAAUUGUCCCUCCCAAAAGAAGAAGUAGAAGUAAUCGAUAAAAAUGAGAUGGAAAUUUCAAAAGCACCAACUGCAAUCACUUCAUCUGAGAUGCCUUCAAUUAAACCAGAGGAAAGUAGAGAAAUAAAACCAGAAGGGUCAUCUGUGGAUGCAGACAUAGCAGAAGAAGCAAAAGAAUCUUCAGGUUGGAAAAUACAGUUACCCUCUAUAAAAAUACCAUUCUCUGCCAAACCUGAUGAAGCCGACACAUCCCUUGUUAAGGAUCAGGGAGUGAUAUCCAAAGAAGACAUUAAAAAUGAGAAGAAAGUGAUAAAGACAGAGACUGUACCAGUGGAACAACUCCACCAGACAGAAGCUAAGAAAGAGGAAUUCACAAUUUCACUACGUCCAACAUCUACUUUAAUUCAAAUAACCACUAAAACUACAACCAGCGAGUCUGUUGAGGAAGAAGGUGGUGAUGGACAGGAUGAAGCAAUUGAGAUACAAGAAGAAAACCAAGAGCUGACAGGAGAUGAAACAGGAACGACAUACGAAGUCAUUGUUACACCUACUGAAGAAUUUGUACAUGGAAAGGCUAAAGUGAAAAGACACAGGAAAAAAAUUACAAAGAUAGAAAAAACAGUAACAAGAGUUUUAAGCCCAGAAGAAGAAGCAAAACCAUCCUCAGAGACACCGGAUACAUCAACGUCUGAAACAAAAAGGGGAGUUGAGAUUGUUGACGUAAAAAUUCCAAAACCACAGAUUGAAGUGGAAGUUCUAUCUGAAAAACAAGAGACAGACAUUUCAACAGAUUUAAUUGAAACACGUCCAUUGGAAGCUGCUGCACAACUAUCCCAUCAACAGAGUGAAACAAUAGAAGCUAAACCUGAAAAUUACACUUUGGAAAGCAAAGAACACAGAGCAGAAGGAGAACCAUCAGGGUUGAAAGUGUCAUUCCCUUCAUUUAAAAUACCAUUCCUCAGCACAUCUGAAGUGAAGGAAGAAAUUUAUGACAGUGACUCCCCAGAAAUAAUUACUCAACCAGAAAGUGAAUUAACAAUUUCAAAAGAGCUGACUGAAAAGAUAACUGACCUAAAAAAAGAAGAUGCAACAGUACUGCAAGAAAGGGUUAUUGGCAAGGAAGAAAAGGAGUCCAUUGGACAGCAAAUAAAAUUCCAAAAACUCAAAAUGCCCCAAUUUAGCAAAUCCGAAGAUAAAGUGGAGGCAGCUGAUACCAUUGAAUCCCAAAGUGUUUCACUCCUAAAAGAAGAAGUAGUAACUAAUAAAAAGGAGACAGAAAUUUCAACAGCACCAACUGCAAUCACUUCAUCUGAGAUGCCUUCAACUAAACCAGACGAAAGUAGAGAAAGAAAACCAGACGAGUCAUCUGUGGAUGCAGACAUAGCAGAAGAAGCAAAAGAAUCAUCAGGAUGGAAAAUACAGUUGCCCUCUACAAAAAUACCUCUUGUUGUCAAACCUGAGGAAGCCGACACCUCCCUUGUUAAGGAGCAGGGAGUGAUAUCCAAAGAAGAUGUUAAGGAUGAGGAGAAAGUGAUAAAGACAGAGACUGUAUCAGUGGAAAAACCCCACCAGAAAGAAGCUGAGAAAGAGGAAUUUACAAUUUCACUACAACCAACAUCUACUUUUAUUCAAACAACCACCAAAAUUACAACCAGCGUGUCUGUUGAGAAAGAAGGUGGUGAUGGACAGGAUGAAGCAAUUGAGAUACAAGAAGAAAGUCAAGAGCUUCCAGAGGAUGAAACAGGAAUUAUAUACGAGGUCAUUGUUACACCUACUGAAGAAUUUGUACAAGGAAAAGGUAAAGAGAAAAGACACAGGAAGAAGAUUAGAAAGAUAGAAAAAACAGUUACAAGAGUUUUAAGCCCAGGAGAAGAAGCAAAACCAUCCUCGGAGACACCGGAUACAUCAACGUCUGAAACAAAAAUGGUAAUUGAGAUUGUUGAAGAAAAAAUGCCAACAUCCCAGAUUGAAGUGGAAGUUCUAUCUGAAAAACAAGAGACAGAAAUUUCGAAAGAGGUGAUUGAAACAAGUCAAUUGGAAGCUGCUGGACAACUAUCCCAUCAACAGAGCGAGACAAGAGAAGCUACACUGGAAAUUUCCACUAUGGAAGGUGACGUACAAAGAGCAGAAGAAGAAGAACCAUCAUGGUGGAAAGUGUCAUUGCCUUCGUUUAAAAUACCAUUCCUUAGUACAUCUGAAGCAAUGGCAGAAAUUGAUGCCGGUGACUCCCAAGAAAUACUCACUCAACCAGAAAGCGAAUUAACAAUUUCAAAAGAGGUGACUGAAAAGAUAACUGACUUCAAAAAAGAAGAUUUGACAAUAUUGCAUGAAAAGAAUAUUGAUGAGGGAGAAAAUAAGUCCACUGGACGUCAAAUACAAUUCCCAGCACUCAGAAUGCCACAAUUUAGCAAAUGUGCAACUAAAGCAGAGGCAGCCAAUACCAUUGAAUCUAAAGAUGCAUCUCCCACAAAAGAGGUAGAAACUGUAAUCACUUCAUCUAAGAUGCCUUCAAUUAAACCAGAGCAACGUAGAGAAAUAGAAGAAAUGAAACCACACGAGUCAUCUGUGGAUGCAGAAGAAGAGAAAGAUGCUUUGGGGUGGAAAAUACAGUUACCCUCUAUAAAAAUACCAUUCUUUACCAAACCUGAUGAAACAGACACCUCCCUUAUUAAGGAUCAGGGAGUGAUAUCCAAAGAAGAUGUUAAGGUUGAGGAGAAAGUGAUAAAGACAGAGACUGUAUCAGUGGAACAACCCAACGAGGCGGAGACUGAGAAAGAGGAAUUUACAAUUUCACUACGUCCAACAUCUACUUUUAUUCAAACAACCACCAAAACUACAACCAGCGUGUCUGCUCAGAAAGAAGGUGGUGAUGGACAGGAUGAACCAAUUGAGAUACAACAAGAUAGCCAAGAGUUGAUUGGAGACGAAACAGGAACGGUAUACGAAGUCAUUGUUACACCUACUGAAGAAUUUGUACAAGGAAAGGAUAAAGCAAAAAGACACAGAAAGAAGAUUACAAAGAUACAAAAAACAGUUACAAGAGUUUUAAGCCCAGAAGAAGAAGCAAAACCAUCAUCAGAGACACCGGAUACAUCAACGUCUGAAACGAAAAUGGAAGUUGAGAUUUUUGACGAAAACAUUCCAACAUCCCAGAUUCAAGUGGAAGUUCUAUCUGAAAAACAAGACAGAGAAUUUGUAAAAGAGGUAAUUGAAACAAGUCAAUUGAAAGCUGCUGCACAACUAUCCCAUCAACAGAGUGAAACAAUUGAAGCAACGCUGGCAAUUUCCACUGUGGAAGGCGAGGUACAAAGAGCAGAAGGAGAAGAACUGUCAGGGUGGAAAGUGUCAUUCCCGUCAUUUAAAAUACCAUUCCUCAGCACAUCUGACGUGAAGACAGAAAUCGAUGAAGGUGACUCCCAAGAAAUAUUCACUCAACCAGAACAUGAACUGAUAAUUUCAAAAGAAGUGACUGCAAAGAUAACUGACCUCAAAAAAGAAGAUCUGAUGGUAUUGCAUGAAAAGGAUAUUGGUGAGGAAGAAAAGAAGUCUAUUGGAUGGCAAAUACAAUUCCCAGUACUCAGAAUGCCACAAUUUAGCAAAUCUGAAACUAAAGCGGAGGCAGCCGAUACCAUUGAAUCCCAAGAUGUGUCUCCCCCAAAAGAAGUAGUAACCGAUAAAAAGGAGACAGAAAUUUUAACAGCACAAACUGUGAUCACUUCAUUUGAGAUGUCUUCAAAAAAAACAGAGGAAAGUAGAGAAAUAGAAGAACUGAGACCAGACGAGUCAUCUGUGGAUGCAGAUAUAGCCGAAGAAGCAAAAGAAUCUUCAGGGUGGAAAAUACAGUUACCCUCUAUAAAAAUACCAUUCUCUGCCAAAAUGGAGGAAACAGGGACUUCUCUUGUUAAGGAUCAGGAAGUGAUAUCCAAAGAAGAUGUAAAGGUUGAGUUGAUAAAGACAGAGAAUGUAUCAGUGGAAAAACCCCAAGAGGCGGAGGCUAAGAAAGAGGAAUUUACAAUUUCAAUACAUCCAACAUCUACUUUUAUUCAAACAACCACCAAAACUACAACCAGUGUGUCUGUUGAGGAAGAAAGUGGUGAUGGACAGGAAGAAGCAAUUGAAAUACAAGAAGAAAGCCAAGAGCUGACAGGAGAUGGAACAGGAACAACAUACAAGGUCAUUGUUACACCUACUGAAGAAUUUGAAGCAAAACCAUCCUCAGAGACACCGGAUACAUCUACGUCUGAAAUGAAAAGGGGAGUAGAGAUUGUUGAAGAAAAGAUUUCAACACCCCAGAUUGAAGUGGAAGUUCUACCUGAAAAACAAGAGACAGAAAUUAUAAAAGAGUUAAUAGAAACAAGUCAAUUAGAAUCUGCUGAACAACUAUCCCAUCAACAGAGUGAAACAACAAAAGCUACACCGGAAAUUUCCAUCGUGGAGGGCAAAGUACAAACAGCACAAGGAGAAGAACCAUCAGGGUGGAAAGUGUCAUUCCCUUCACUGAAAAUACCAUUCCUCAGCACAUCUGACGUAAAGACAGAAAUUGAUGCCGGUGACUCCCGAGAAAUAAUCACGCAAUCAGAAAAGGAAUUAACAAUUUCAAAAGAGCUGCCCGAAAAGAUAAUUGACCUCAAAAAAGAAGAUCUGACAAUUUUGCAAGAAAAGAAUGUUGGUGAUGAAGAAAACGAGUCCAUUGGGCACCAAAUACAAUUCUCACUCAGAAUGCCAGAAUUUAGCAAAUCUGUAACUAAAGUGGCAGCAGCUGAUACCAUUGAAUCCCAAGAUGUGGCUCCCCCAAAAGAAGUAGUAACUGAUAAAAAGGGGACAGAAAUUUUAACUGCAAUCACAUCAUCGGAGAUAACUUCAACUAUUCCAGAGGAACGUAGAGAAGUAGAAGACAUGAAACCAGAUGGGUCAUCUGUGGAUGCCGACAUAGCAGAAGAAGCAAAAGAAUCUUUGAGGAAAAUACAGUUGCCCUCUAUAAAAAUACCAUUCUUCCCCAAACCUGAUGAACUGGAUAUUUCCCUUGUUACGGAUCAGGGAGUGGUAUCCAAAGAAAAUGUUAAGAUUGAAGAGAAAGUGAUACAGACAGAGGUCAUUGUUACACCUACUGAGGAAUUUGAACAAGGAAAGGGUGAAGAGAAAAGACACGGGAAAAAGAUUGCAAAGAUACAAAAAACAGUUACAAGAGUUUUAAGUCCAGAAGAAGAAGCAAAACCAUCCUCAGAGACACCGGACACAUCAACAUCUGCAAUGAAAAUUGAAGUUGAGAUUGUUGACGAAAAAAUUCCAACAUCCCAGAUUCAAGUGGAAGAUCUAUCUGAAAAACAAGAGACAGAAAUUAUAAAAGAGGUGAUUGAAACAAGUCAGUUGGAGGCUGCUGCACAACUAUCCCAUCAACAGAGCGAAACAAUAGAAGCAACAAUGGAAAUUUCCACUGUGGAAGGCGAGAAAAGUAGACAAAUAGAAGAAAGGAAACCAGAAGGGUCAUCUGUGGAUGCAGACAUAGCAGAGGAAGCAAAAGAAUCUUCGGGGUGGAAAAUACAGCUACCCUCUAUAAAAAUACCAUUCUUCGCCAAACCUGAUGAAGCUGACACCAGCCUUGUUAAGGAUCAGGAAGUAGCAUCCAAAGACGACAUUAAGGUUGAGGAGACGGUGAUAAAGACAGAGACUGUAUCAGUUGGAAAAACCCAGGAGAUGGAUGCUGAGAAAAUGGAAUUAACAAUUUCACUACAUCCAACAACUACUUUUAUUCAAACAACCACCAAAACUACAACUAGCAGGUCUGUUGAGGAAGAAGGUGGUGAUGGACAGGAUGAAGAAAUUGAGAUACAAGAAGAAAGGCAAGAGAUCAUAGGAGAUGAAACAGGAACGAGAUACGAGGUCAUUGUUACACCUACUGAAGAAUUUGUACGAGGAAAGAGUAAAGAGAAAAGACACAGGAAGAAGAUAAGAAAGAUAGAAAAAACAGUUACAAGAGUUUUAAGCCCAGAAGAGGAAGCAAAACCAUCCUCAGAGAAACCGGACACAUCUACGUCUGAAACGAAAAUGGAAGCUGAGAUUGUUGAUGAAAAACUUCUGCAGAUUGAAGUGGAAGUUCUAUCUGAAAAACAAGAGACAGAAACUGUAAAAGAGUUGAUUGAAACAAGUCAAUUGGAAUCUGCUGCACAACUAUCCCAUCAACAGAGUGAAACAAUAGAAGCUACACUGGAAAUUUCCCCUGUGGAAGGCGAGGUACAAAGUGUACAAGGGGAAGAACCAUCAGGGUGGAAAGUGUCAUUGCCUUCACUUAAAAUACCAUUCCUCAGCACAUCUGACGUGAAGGCAGAAACUGACUCCCAAGAAAUAUUCACUCAACCAGAAAGUGAACCACCAGUUUCGAAAGAAGUGACUGAAAAGAUGGCUGACCUCAAAAAAGAAAAUCUGACAGAAUUGAAUGAAAAGAAUAUUGGUGAGGAAAAGGAGUCCAUUGGAUGGCAAAUAAAAUUCCCAGCCCUCAGAAUGCCACAAUUUAGCAAAUCCGAAACUAAAGCGGAGGCAGCUGAUACCAUUGAAUCCCAAGAUGUGUCUCCCCCAAAAGAAGUAGUAACUGAUGAAAAGGAGACAGAAAUUUCAACAGCACAAACUGUGAUCAUUUCAUCGGAGAUGUCUCCAACGAAACCAGAGGAAAGUAGAGAAAUAGCAGAAAAGAUACCAGACGAGUCGUCUUUGGAUGCAGAUAUAGCAGAAGAAGCAAAAGAAUCUUUAGGGUGGAAAAUACAGUUACCCUCUAUAAAAAUACCAUUCUUUACCAAACCUGAUGAAACAGGAACCUCUCUUGAUAAGGAUCAGGUAGUGAUAUCCAAAGAAGAUGUAAAGGUUGAGUUGAUAAAGACAGAGACUGUAUCAGUGGAAAAACCCCACCAGACAGAAGCUGAAAAAGAGGAAUUUACAAUUUCACUACAACCAACAUCUGCUUUUAUUCAAACAACCACCAAAACUACAACCAGCGUGUCUGUUGAGAAAGAAGGUGGUGAUGGACAGAAUGAAGCUAUUGAGAUACAAGAAGAAAGACAAGAGAUCAUAGGAGGUGAAACAGGAACCAUAUACGAAGUCAUUGUUACACCUACUGAAGAAUUUGUACAAGGAAAAGGUAAAGUUAAAAGACACAGAAAGAAGAUUACAAAGAUAGAAAAAGCAGUUACAAGAGUUUUAAGCCCAGAAGAGGAAGCAAAACCAUCCUCAGUGAAACCGGAAACAUCUACAUCUACAACGAAAAUGGAGGUUGAGAUUGUUGAUAAAAAAAUUGCAACACCCCAGAUUGAAGUGGAAGUUCUACAUGAAAAACAAGAGACAGGAAUUAUAAAAGAGGUAAUUGAAUCAAAUCAGUUGGAAUCUGCUGCACAACUAACUCAUCAACAGAGCGAAACAAUAGAAGCAACAAUGGAAAUUUCCACUGUGGAAGGCGAGGUACAAAGAGUAGAAGGAGAAGAUCCCUCAGGGUGGAAAGUCUCAUUCCCUUCUUUUAAAAUACCAUUCCUCAGCACAUCUGACGUGAAGACAGAAAUCGAUGACGAUGACUCCCAAGAAAUAAUCACUCAACCGGAACAUGAAUUUAUAAUAACAAAAGAGGUGACUGAAAAGAUAACUGACCUCAAAAAAGAAGAUCUGACAGUAUUGCCUAAAAAGGAUAUUGGCGAGGAAGAAAAGGAGUCCAUUGAACGGAAAAUACAAUUCCCAGCACUCAUAAUGCCACAAUUUAGCAAAUCCGAAACUAAAGCGGAGGCAGCUGAUACCACUGAAUCUAAAGAUGUGUCUCUCCCAAAAGAAGUAGAAACCGAUAAAAAAGGGACAGAAAUUUCAAUAGCACCAACUGCAAUCACUUCAUCUGAGAUGCCUUCAACUAAACCAGAGGAAAGUAGAGAAAUAGAAGAAAUGAGACCAGUUGAGUCAUCUGUGGAUGUAGACAUCACAGAAGAAGUAAUACAAUAUUUGAGGAAAAUACAGUUGCCCCCUGUAAAAAUACCACUUUUUGCCAAGCCUGAUGAAGCUGACUCAUCCCUUGUUAAGGAUCAGGGAGUGAUAUCCAAAGAAGAUGGUAAGGUUGAGGAGAAAGUGAUAAAGACAGAGACUGUAUCAGUGGAAAAAUCUCACAAGACAGAAGCUGAAAAAGAGGAAUUAACAAUCUCACUACGUCCAACAUCUAGUUUUAUUCAAACAACCACCAAAACUACAACCAGCGUGUCUGUAGAGGAAGAAGGUGAUGAACAGGAUGAAGCAAUUGAGAUACAAUGGGAAAGCCAAGAGUUGAUAGAUGAAACAGGAACAACAUACGAGGCCAUUGUUAUACCUACUGAAGAAGUUGUACAAGGAAAGGAUAAAGGGAAAAGACACAGAAAGAAGAUUACAAAGAUACAAAAAACAGUUACAAGCGUUUUAAGCCCAGAAGAGGAAGCAAAACCAUCCUCCGAGAAACCGGAAACCUCAACAUCUGAAAAGAAAAUGGAAAUUGAAAUUGUUGAUGAAAAAAUUCUAACACCCCAGAUUGAAGUGGAAGUUCUAUCUGAAAAACAAGAGACAGAAAUUAUAAAAGAGGUAAUUGAAACAAGUCAAUUGAAAGCUGCUGCAGAAGUAUCCCAUCGACAGAGUGAAACAGAAGCAACAAUGGAAAUUUCCACUGUGGAAGGCGAGGUACAAAGUGUACAAGGAGAAGAACCAUCAGGGUGGAAAGUGUCAUUGCCUUCACUUAAAAUACCAUUCCUCAGCACAUCUGACGUGAAGGAAGAAAUUGAUGGCGGUGACUCCCAAGAAAUAAUCACUCAACCAGAAAGUGAACUACCAGUUUCGAAAGAAGUGACUGAAAAGAUGGCUGACCUCAAAAAAGAAAAUCUAACAGAAUUGAAUGAAAAGAAUAUUGGUGAGGAAAAGGAGUCUAUUGGAUGGCAAAUAAAAUUCCCAGCCCUCAGAAUGCCACAAUUCAGCAAAUACGAAACUAAAGCGGAGGAGGCCGAUACCAUUGAAUCCCAAGAUGUGUCUCCCCCAAAAGAAGUAGUAACUGAUGAAAAGGAGACAGAAAUUUCAACAGCACAAACUGUGAUCACUUCAUCGGAGAUGUCUUCAACGAAACCAGAGGAAAGUAGAGAAAUAGCUGAAAAGAUACCAGACGAGUCGUCUGUGGAUGCAGAUAUAGCAGAAGAAGCAAAAGAAUCUUUAGGGUGGAAAAUACAGUUACCCUCUAUAAAAAUACCAUUCUUUACCAAACCUGAUGAAACAGGAACCUCUCUUGAUAAGGAUCAGGUAGUGAUAUCCAAAGAAGAUGUUAAGGUUGAGUUGAUAAAGACAGAGACUGUAUCAGUGGAAAAACCCUACAAGAUGGAAGCUGAGAAAGAGGAACUUAUAAUUUCACUACAUCCAACAUCUACGUUUAUUGAAACAAACACCAAAACUACAACCAGCGUGUCUGUUGAGGGAGAAGGUGGUGAUGGACCUGAUGAAGCAAUUGAGAUACAAGAAGAAAGCCAAGAGCUGACAGGAGAUGAAACAGGAAUUAUAUAUGAGGUCAUUGUUACACCUACUGAGGAAUUUGUACAAGGAAAGGGUAAAAUGAAAAGACACAGGAAGAAGAUUACAAAGAUAGAAAAAACAGUUACAAGAGUUUUAAGCCCAGGAGAGGAAGGAAAACCAUCCUCAGAGAAACCGGACACAUCUACGUCUGAAACAAAAAGGGGAGUUGAAAUUGUUGAUGUAAAAAUUCCAACAUCAUUGAUUGAAGUGGAAGUUCUACCUGAAAACCAAGAGACAGAAAUUUCAACAGAGUUAAUUGAAACAAUUCAUUUGGAAUCUGCUGCACAACUAUCCCAUCAACAGAGUGAAACAACAGAAGCAACACCGGAAAUGUCUACGGUGGAAGGCGAGGUACAAAGAGCAGAAGGAGAAGAACCAUCAGUGUGGAAAGUGUCAUUCCCUUCAUUUAAAAUACCGUUCCUCAGCACAUCUGACGUAAAGACUGAAACUGAUGACGGUGACUCCCAAGUAAUAAUUACUCAACCAGAACAUGAAUUAAUAAUAUCAAAAGAGGUGACUGAAAAGAUAACUGACAUCAAAAAAGAAGAUGCAACACAAUUGUAUGAAAAGUAUAUUAUUAAGGAAGAAAUAGAGGCCAUUGGACCAACUGCAAUCACUUCAUCUGAGAUGUCUUCAUCUAAACCAGAGGAAAGUAGAGAAAGAAAACCAGACGAGUCAUCUGUGGAUGCAGACAUAGCAGAAGAAGCAAAAGAAUCUUCAGGGUGGAAAAUACAGUUGCCCUCUAUAAAAAUACCAUUGUUUGCCAAACCUGAUGAAGCCGACACAUCCCUUGUUAAGGAUCAGGGGGUUAUAUCAAAAAAAGAUGUUAAGGAUGAGGAGAAAGUGAUAAAGACGGAGACUGUAUCAGUGGAACAACUCCACCAGACAGAAGCUGAAAAAGAGGAAUUUACAAUUUCACUACAUCCAACAUCUACUUUUAUUCAAACAACCACCAAAACUACAACCAGCGAGUCUGUUGAGAAAGAAGGUGGUGAGAAAGAAGGUGGUGAUGGAAAGAAUGAAGCAAUUGAGAUACAAGAAGAAAGUCAAGAGCUUCCAGAAGAUGAAACAGGGACGGUUUACAAAGUCAUUGUUACACCUACUGAAGAAUUUGUACAAGGAAAGAGUAAAGAGAAAAGACACAGGAAGAAGAUUACAAAGAUACAAAAAACAGUUACAAGAGUUUUAUGCCCAGAAGAAGAAGCAAAACCAUCCUCAGAGAAACCGGAUACAUCAAUGUCUGAAACAAAAAGGGGAGUUGAGAUUGUUGACGAAAGAAUUCCAACGCCGCAGAUUGAAGUGGAAGUUCUAACUGAAAAACAAGAGACAGAAAUGUCAACAGAUUUAAUUGAAACAAUUCAUUUGGAAUCUGCUGCAGAACUAUCCCAUCAACAGAGUGAAACAAUAGAAGCAACGCUGGAAAUUUCCACUGUGGAAGGUGAAGUACAAAGAGCAGAAGGAGAAGAACCAUCAGGGUGGAAAGUGUCAUUCCCUUCAUUUAAAAUACCAUUCCUCAGCACAUCUGAAGUGAAGGAAGAAAUCGAUGACGAUGACUCCCAAGAAAUAAUCACUCAAACAGAAAGUGAAUUAACAAUUUCAAAAGUGGUGACUGAAACGGAUAUUGAUGAGGAAGAAAAGGAGUCCAUAGGACGUCAAAUACAAUUCCCAGCCUUCAUAAUGCCACAAUUUAGCAAGUCUGUGAUUAAAGAAGAGGCAGCUGAUACCACAGAAUCCCAAGAUUUCUUUCCGCCAAAAGAAGUAGUAGUAACCGAUAAAAAGGGGACAGAAAUUUCAACAGCACCAACUGCAAUCAUUUCAUCUGAACUGUCUUCAACUAAACCAGAGGAAAGUAGAGAAAUAGAAGAAAUGAGACCAGACGAGUCAUCUGUGGAUGCAGACAUAGCAGAAGAAGGAAAAGAAUCUUUGAGGAAAGUACAGUUGCCCUCUAUAAAAAUACCAUUCUUCGCCAAACCUGAUGAAGUCGACACCUCUCUUGAUAAGGAUCAGGAAGUGGCAUCCAAAGAAGAUGUUAAGGUUGAGGAGAAAGUGAUAAAGACAGAGACUGUAUUAGUGGAAAAACUCCACCAGACAGAAGCUGAGAAAGAGGAAUUCACAAUUUCACUACAUCCAACAUCUACUUUUAUUCAAACAACCACCAAAAUUACAACCAGCGAGUCUGUUCAGGAAGAAGGUGGUGAUGGACAGGAUGAAGCGAUUGAGAUACAAGAACAAAGCCUAGAGAUCAUAGGAGACGAAACAGGAACCAUAUACGAGGUCAUUGUUACACCUACUGAAGAAUUUGUACAAGGAAAGGAUAAAGCAAAAAGACACAGAAAGAAGAUUACAAAGAUAGAAAAAACAGUUACAAGAGUUUUAAGCCCAGGAGAGGAAGCAAAACCAUCCUCAGAGACACCGGAUACAUCAACGUCUGAAAUGACAACGGAGGUUGAGAUUUUUGAUGAAAAAAUUCCAACACCGCAAAUUGAAGUGGAAGUUCUACCUGAAAAACAAGACACAGAAAUUGUAAAAGAGUUUACUGAAAUAAGUCAAUUGGAAUCUGCUGCACAACUAACUCAUCAACAGAGCGAAACAAUAGAAUCUACGCUGGAAAUUUCCACUGUGGAAGGUGAGAAGCAAAGAGUAGAAGGAGAAGAACCAUCAGGGUGGAAAGUAUCAUUCCCUUCAUUUAAAAUACCAUUCCUCAGCACAUCUGAAGACAAGACAGAAAUUGAUGCCGGUGACUCCCAUGAAAUAAUCACUCAAACAGAAAGUGAAUUAAUAAUUUCAAAAGAGGUGACUGAAAAGAUAACUGACCUCAAAAAAGAAGAUCUGACAGUAUUGCAUAAAAAGGAUAUUGAUGAGGAAGAAAAGGAGUCCAUUGAACGGAAAAUACCAUUCCCAGCACUCAGAAUGCCACAAUUUAGCAAAUCCAAAACUAAAGCGGAGGCAGCUGAUACCAUUGAAUCUAAAGAUGUGUCUCCCCCAAAAGAAGUAGAAACCGAUAAAAAGGAGACCGAAAUUUCAGCAGCACCAACUGCAAUCAUUUCAUCUGAGAUGCCUUCAACUAAACCAGAGGAAAGUAGAGAAAUAGAAGAAAUGAAACCGGAAGGGUCAUCUGUGGAUGCAGAUAUAGUAGAGGAAGCAAAAGAAUCUUCGGGGUGGAAAAUACCCUCUAUAAAAAUACCAAUCUUUACCAAACCUGAUGAAGCCGACAUCUCCCUUGUUAAGGAUCAGGGAGUGAUAUCCAAAGAAGAUGUAAAGGUUGAGGAGAAAGUGGUAAAGACAGAGACUGUAUCAGUGGAACAACUCCACCAGACAGAAGCUGAGAAAGAGAAAUUUACAAUUUCACUACAUCCAACAUCUACUUUAAUUCAAACAACCACCAAAACUGCAACCAGUGUGUCUGUUGAGGAAGAAGGUGGUGAUGGACAGGAUGAAGCAAUUGAGAUACAAGAAGAAACGCAAGAGAUCAUAGGAGACGAAACAGGAAUUAUAUAUGAGGUCAUUGUUACACCUACUGAAGAAUUUGUACGAGGAAAGGGUAAAGAGAAAAGACACAGAAAGAAGAUUACAAAGAUAGAAAAAACAGUUUCAAGAGUUUUAAGCUCUGAAGAGGAAGCAAAACCAUCCUCAGAGAAACCGGACACAUCUACGUCUGCAACGAAAAGGGGAGUUGAAAUUGUUGAUGUAAAAAUUCCAACAUCCCUGAUUGAAGUGGAAGUUCUACCUGAAAAACAAGAGACCGCAAUUAUAAAAGAAGGAAUUGGAACAAGUCAAAUAGAAUCUGCUGCACAACUAUCCCAUCAACAGAGUGAAACAACAGAAGCUACACCGGAAAUUUCCACUGUGGAAGGCGAGAAACAAAAGGCUUCGUUUAAAAUACCAUUCCUCAGGACAUCUGGCGUGAAGGCCGAAAUCGAUGGCAGUUAUUCACAUAAUAUUUCAAGUGAAAGUAUUCAAGAACAGGCCUUUAGCGAUAAAGCAAGGAGAAUGAAAUCUCCCCGGUUGUCAAUUUCAGUACAUGAGGAAAGCAUUUAUAUAGCAGAUGAAGAUGACAACUUCAUAGAUACCGGUGCAGAUCCACAGAAAGAAAUUGAUGGUCACCUUGAAAAACAAGAAACGGCGCAGGAAGCAGCCGAUUUGAUUUUUGAUGAUCAUUAUUUUAAAUCAGAUGCAUUGGCUGAAUGUAUUGAUCAGGAUAGACAAAUGGAAAUUCCUCCGGAGAAAGAUUUAAAGAAACAUAAGCUUUCUAAGGAACAACUUACUAAUCUUCCUGCCUUGCCAGUUUUAAUUUCUACUCCACAUUAUGACAAAUCUCCUGGUGAUAACAAAUUGGAACUGCAAAAAGCAUUUAACUCUUCGGUUCUUGACAAGGAGGCGUAUUCUCCUUUGACAAUGUCUCCAUCAGGUCACUCUGAUUCCAUUCAAGCUCGUGUGCCAACAGAUUUUGAUCAGCAAAAAAGCCCAGUUGUUGAAACAAGCAGAAUUGUGUUUCCUCGGUUCUCAACACCAACCAUUAAGGUCGCUGAAGAAAGCAUUUAUAUAUAUGAAGACAAUACCAAGCAAAAGCUGGAUUUCUCUAGUGAAGAACAAGGUGCUGAGAUGUCAACUUCAACCGAGAAACUUGAAACAAAAAAGCCAAUAUUCAAAAUCACUGAUAAAAAGGACAGUACUGAUGAUGAUUUUAUGAAAACCGGUAACGAGGACGCAGUAAAGGCAAAGGGUGAUCCGGUUCAUCCACCUGAAGAAAAGCAUAGGAGUCCAUUCAAGCUGCCAUCUUUUAAAUUCCCAUCUCUUAGUCUCCGAAAAAAGAAAGAAGCAUCUGUUGAUGUGUUGGAUAAGACAAAUGAGCUCAAUGAAAACGAGUUGUCACGUAAAGAUGUUUCUCUGGAGAGUGACAAGAAAUUAUCUGAAGCCAGCUUGCCUGGUUCUGAUUUUCAUGGAAUGGACCAGUCUGUCCACCAUGAUGUUGAGCAAAAAGGUACUGAAGCAGGCGAAUGUCCAUCAGGUAGGGUAGAUAUAGAGACAGAAACAUCUGAAAGCAAAAAGGAGGACACUGAAGUUAAUAUGUCUUCAGAUGCACACCAGAGGGCCACAAAAACUCAACUGGUUAGGUUAUCUCCUGAUGGAACGUUUGAACAAUCUGAUGCAUUUCACCUUGAAGAAGAAAUCAAGAUUGAAUUUCCAUUUUUCAAAAUGCCAGCAAUCUACACUAUGGAACCUAAAAAUAUUAAGAAGGGCGCCGAGGCAGAGAAAGAGAACACGGAUGAGAAAAUACUUCCUGAAAAUUCAACCAUCGUUAAGGUUGAUGACGAAAAGAGAAUCGACAGCUCUGGAAAUGCUGAAUCCAAUGAGAACAAAAUAAAGUCAUCAAGAUCUAAAUUUAAAUUAUCAUUUCCAAAGGUAAAGGUACCUGCGUUGUCACUUUCUGCUCCACAAGAAGAAGCUGAACCUUUUGAUGCCACCGCUAGUCACGAAGGGUCCACAUUUGUGCUUCCAGAAUAUGAUUUAACAACAAAGGAAGAGAUGGAAUCGGUGGCUAUCAGCUGUGUAGCUAAUCAAUCUCCCCCCGAUAUCCUGGAUAAAGCAAAGUCUGAUUCAAGAGAAGUAAAGGACGAAAGCGAAGGCCAGCUUCCCGGACAUCAAGUUGAAGGGAAAGCUGCCAUAGCUGAACCCGAGGAUUUCACCCUUUCAGAAAAUACAGAAGUAACUGGAAAAGAAGAGGCGACUCGCACAGCAGCCAUAGAGACCGGAGCAAGAUUUGCAGAGCCUGACACGUUCAAACGUGAAAAACAUCAAGAUGGAGACAUAGAGACAGUGACACUGGUAACGGGAGACCUCAAAGCCCCAGAGGUAAUCCAAACAGUAGCCGGACAAGUUAUAGCCUUUUCAUCUGAAAUUGUGAAACAAUAUGAGAUUUCCUCAUCCGAAACGAAAACGCCUUCUUUUGGCUUUUCGCUUUUGAAGAUCAAACUGCCUGAAGCUCAAAGCAAUAUAAAUACACAGGAUCUACAGAGCCAGGUUUCCACCUAUUACAGCGAAACAAAGGAUGAGAUCAUCACUUCCAAGGAAACAAGCAUAUCAGAUCCUCAAAUAGUUAAAAGGGAUGACGAGGAGUCUAAAAGGGACACCAUUAACUCAUCCCAAGUUGUCUCCUCGGUUGCCCAUGUACCAAGAUUGAAGUCUGUAAAAUUUGGAUUGAAGCAAUUUAACCAAACGGAGGAGCUUCAUUUAAGCCUUUCAGCUAGAGAUUCGAUGAUGUCGGAGGUGACAAGAACUGAAGAUUCAAAGGCAAAGCCUGAGCAGCAACCCGGAGAACCAACCGAGAAAGAGAAAUCACCGGUUCAGAAAUCACCGGUUCAGAAACCACAAAGCAGGUUUCUGUCUUGGUUUCCGAGCAUUGGAUUUUCCUCAUCAGUCGAUGAAGCUGAAACCCCCAAGGAUGCUCAAGAAGAACCAACAGAUGAAGAUCCCAGAGCAGAAAAAGAAUUAUCGUCGCCAAGAGAAAAAACGCCAUGGUUCAAAUUUCCAAAGUUAGGAUUUUCCUCUCCCAGCGAGAAACAAAAAUCAAUUGAAAAAGAACAACCCGACAACGCGGUCGAACCAGCAGAUCCAGAAAGCAAGAACCGUUCUGAUCCCAAAGAAAGUUCUACCACUGAUUCCAAAUAA
Molecule: messenger RNA, 26713 nt
Organism: Spea bombifrons (plains spadefoot toad)
Lineage: Eukaryota; Metazoa; Chordata; Amphibia; Anura; Pelobatidae
Product: titin-like
Exons: 10
Coding region: 383-26713 (8776 amino acids)
Biological process (GO): regulation of RNA splicing; peripheral nervous system myelin maintenance
Cellular component (GO): cytoplasm; nucleus
Molecular function (GO): protein binding
Source: RefSeq, a predicted model, not a curated record